This is a messenger RNA of Echinops telfairi (small Madagascar hedgehog), 3414 nucleotides long. It is a transcript of the gene SLC38A10, whose product is annotated as solute carrier family 38 member 10. Gene Ontology annotation, biological process: amino acid transmembrane transport. Lineage: Eukaryota; Metazoa; Chordata; Mammalia; Afrosoricida; Tenrecidae. Gene Ontology annotation, molecular function: amino acid transmembrane transporter activity. The coding region runs from base 43 to 3018 and encodes 991 amino acids. The record is from RefSeq and is a predicted model, not a curated record. The transcript has 15 exons.
GGCAUCCUCCUGGGGGCGCUGCUGCUGCUCUUCUGCUCCUGGAUGACGCACCAGUCCUGCAUGUUCCUGGUGAAGGCUGCCAGCCUGAGCAAGCGCAGGACCUACGCCGGCCUGGCCUUCCACGCCUACGGGAAAUUCGGGAAGGCGGUGGUGGAGACCAGCAUGAUCGGGCUCAUGCUGGGGACCUGCAUCGCCUUCUACGUCGUCAUUGGGGACCUGGGCUCCAGCUUUCUUGCUCGGCUGUUUGGGCUUCAGGUGACCGGCCUCUUCCGGGUGGUCCUGCUGGUGCUCGUGUCCCUGUGCAUCGUGCUGCCGCUCAGCUUGCAGCGGAACCUCAUGGGCUCCAUCCAGUCCUUCAGCGCCAUGGCCCUCCUCUUCUACACCGUCUUCAUGUGCGUGAUUGUGCUGGCUUCGCUCAGGCACGGCCUCUUCAGCGGCCAGUGGCUGCAGCGCGUCAGCUACGUGCGCUGGGAGGGCAUCUUCCGCUGCAUCCCCAUCUUCGGCAUGUCCUUCGCCUGCCAGUCCCAGGUGCUGCCCACCUAUGACAGCCUGGACGAGCCUUCCGUGAAGACCAUGAGCUCCAUCUUCGCGUCCUCUCUCAACGUGGUCACCACCUUCUACAUCACGGUGGGGUUCUUCGGCUACGUCAGCUUCACAGAGGCCAUCGCCGGUAAUGUCCUCCUGCACUUCUCGUCCAACCUGGUGACAGAGGCCCUGCGUCUCGGCUUUCUGAUGUCGGUGGCUGUGGGCUUCCCCAUGAUGAUCCUGCCCUGCCGGCAGGCCCUCAGCACCCUGCUCUUUGAACAGCAGCAGAAGGACGGCACCUUCGCCGCUGGAGGGUACAUGCCCCCCGUCCGCUUCAAGGUGCUCACCCUCGUGGUGGUGUUUGGGACCAUGCUCGGGGGGAUCCUGAUCCCCAAUGUGGAGACAGUGCUCGGCAUCACAGGAGCCACCAUGGGGAGCCUCAUCUGCUUCGUGUGCCCCGCCCUCAUCUACAGGAAGGUGCAUAAGAAGGCUCUCUCCGCCCAGGUGGUGCUCUGGGUUGGCCUGGGCGUCCUGGUCAUCAGCACGUACGCCACCCUGACUGUGCACGAGGAGGCCCCCAGGGACUUCUCAGAAGAGGUGCCUGGCGGCCGGCUUGGGGAGCCCGAUAGUGGAAAGAAGGUGGAGGCAGCCCGGCUAUCAGCCCAGAACCCAGGAGUGGAGGUAGCCGAGGACUCCCGCAAUAAGCCCAAGGUGCCAGGCCAGAAGGACGAGGCCGAGCAGGCUCAGAUCAAGGGCCCAGUGGAGGCCCCGCUGAGAGGAGGGGCCCAGGAGAAGCCGCAGGCCGCCCAGCUGGACCGACCGGGCCAGGGGGUUGCAGUGCCCCUAGGGGAGGCCCACCGCCAUGAGCCCCCCGUCCCACAUGACAAGGUGGUAGUGGACCAGGGCCAAGACCAGGAAGGGCCAGCAGAGACCAAACUUGAGCCCAAGCAUGCAGGUGGGGAGGCUGCGGCAGGCAAGGAGCCGGACUCGGGGAGGGAGAAGUCCGACCCAAGAGAGGCCCUGCAGGACAUGGCUAAUCCUGAGGAGAUUCAGCAGCGGGUUCCAGAAGCCAUCGGCCAGCCUGCCAACGAGGACCUGGGGCCUGGUGACAGUGACAGCCUCCCGGGGCUCCAGGCAGAAAUCUCCCAGGAGCAGAAGGUGCCAGCAGGCAGGAGGGAAGCCGGCCAUGUCCCUCCUCCUGACCCUGCCGCAGAGGAGCCUGGGAAGCCAGCUGCUGAGCAGAACAACCCAGGUGGGAAGGCAGGCCUUUUGGCGCAGCACCUGGAACCCCCCGCGGCACUGUCGGCGGAGCUGCGGGCACAGAGGCAGGCAGAGGGGCAGCCUGAGGACAACGGCGGCAGCAAGCUGGAGGAUGCCGGCCGGGCCGAGCUGCUGGACCACGCGGUGCUGCUGCAGGUGAUCCAGGAGCAGCAGGCGCAGCAGAAGCGGCUGCUCGAGCAGCAGGAGAAGCUGCUGGCCGUCAUCGAGGAGCAGCACAAGGAGAUCCACCAGCAGCGGCAGGACGGAGAGGAGGAGCGGCCUCGCCCGGUGGACGCGCAGGCCGAACAAGGGGCCGUGGUACCCGCCGGGGAGCUAGGCCAGGACCUGCUGGCUCAGUCCAGGGAACUUGCGCCAGGAGACAGCGCAGGCGCAGCAGCCCGCCCAGAAGCUGUGCAGUCCCAUGCGGAUGCAGUCAGAGGCACGGCCGGCCCUCCUGAGGGCGGCGUGGACACAGAGCCACGGGCAGCUCCACGGGAACAGGAGCCGGUUGCCGAAAAGGGCCAAGCUGGGUCGCCUGCGCCCCCCGCGCCAGGCCGGGGAGCCCUUGGAGGAGGCUCCCAAGAAGGGAAGAAGUUCGGGCAGGAAGCAGCAAACCUGAGGAAUGAGGCAGAGGGGCCAGGGGCAGGAGAGGCAAGUCGAGCCCCAGGGCCUGCCGCCAAGCCAGCCCACCAGCCCAUGGGAGGCGUGGUUCCGCAGGCCCCCAUAGCACCCGAGCACCUGGGGGCCGCCGAUGGCGCUCGUGGCCAGUCAGUGGACCAGGCCCACCACCGGGAUGCCAGGAAGGAGGCCCUGGGAGCAAACCCCGCGCCUGAGCCCGGUCCCCAGGCAGCUGCCCCAGACGCCCCGAAGGUGGACGACUCCAAGCCCAACAGCGACCUGAAGGUGCAGGCAGAUGCUCCGAAGGUGGACAACGCCAAGCCCAACCACGACCUGAAGGUGCAGGCUGACGCUGCACAGGCGCCGAAAGUGGACAUUGCUAAGCCCAAUCGAGACCUAAAGGUGCAGGCAGGCUCUGACUUGCGGCGCCGGCGCCGAGGCCUCGACUUGGACCUGGACCAGGGCGGUGGUGUCCUCAGUGCCCACUCUCUGCUGGGGCUUGAGGCGAACGACCUGCGCAGCGUCCUGGAAACCCAGCUGCACCUGGGGGCGCAGGGGGCAGCCCAGGUGGUGCUCAGCCGUCAGGUGAAGCAGGUGCUAGAGGAAGAGGCAUGAGCAGCCCCCGAGGGCAGGACCUGGUCAUUCCUGGCUCUCCUGGGGAGGGAGGGGCAGGGCAGGCUGGACACUGUUCCAGGGUCCUGAGCCCCACUGAGGUGUCAGGGCAGUCCCUCAUGGUGGGAGUGCACUAGCCACCCACCCUCACCUCACUUGUCUUUAGUAGGCCUCUGUGCUGCUGACCUAAGGUAGCUGGGGACUGAGAGGUCCCCCUUUUUAUCUCCUGUCCUGAGUUUCGCUGCCAUCCAGUCAACACUGCCUGCCACUGCCCCUAGGAACACCACACCACGGGUCACCCACCUCUGGGGACGAGGUCCCCCUCCACUGCAUUCCCAAAGGAAACCACCCCAUUAUUUUUGAUGAAUAAACACACGCUGGUUGCUGGACAGGUGAAAA